Molecule: messenger RNA, 419 nt
Organism: Sebastes umbrosus (honeycomb rockfish)
Lineage: Eukaryota; Metazoa; Chordata; Actinopteri; Perciformes; Sebastidae
Gene: rps28
Product: ribosomal protein S28
Exons: 4
Coding region: 86-295 (69 amino acids)
Biological process (GO): ribosomal small subunit assembly; translation; maturation of SSU-rRNA
Cellular component (GO): cytosolic small ribosomal subunit; ribosome
Molecular function (GO): structural constituent of ribosome
Source: RefSeq, a predicted model, not a curated record
AACAUUAAAGAAAAAAUAAUAAUUACAUUUAGGAUAUAUCAGUGACGCGCACCACGUGACGUCCUUUCCGGUCUAACCUGACAACAUGGACGCCAGCCGCGUGCAGCCGAUCAAGCUCGCAAGAGUCACCAAGGUGCUCGGAAGAACUGGUUCCCAGGGACAAUGUACACAGGUCCGUGUUGAGUUCAUGGACGACAGCAACCGUUCCAUCAUCAGGAACGUGAAGGGCCCAGUCAGAGAGGGAGAUGUGCUGACACUCCUGGAGUCCGAAAGAGAAGCCAGGAGGCUGCGAUAGUGCCCGCUGACGCUGUGAGGUGCAGGUCCAGUACUGUGAACCAGAAGACCCGUCAGUUUCACUUGAAAUGGCUUUCGAUCUCACUUGUUCAGAUGCUUUGAAAUAAAUUUGGUUAUUAAGAUGA